AUGAUGAAGUCGGUGGUGGGGCUUCUGCUUGUUACCGUAGUCGUUGCUAAUGCAGCUGAAGUCAAACAGGUACUGUAACUUUUGAAUUUGUAUAAGUACUGUAACUUGUGUACAUAUUACUGUAGCUGUUUGAGAGAUUGUUGAUACUGUAACUGCUUUGAAAGAUAAAAUACUGUAACUUUUUCAAUAUCUUAAGAUCUUUUUUCAGUUCUAAAUAUGUAUUUCAAGGUUACUGUAACAUAAAGUUUAAAAAUUUCCAUUUUCAGGCUUACUGUAACGCCUACACGACCUGUCGUAUGCAGGCGUACGACCGGUUGAAGAAGUGCGACAAUGGAGUUUCAUCGUACUUCUUCUCCAGAAUCCCAUCGGAAGGUGUGGCGCCAUUGGACAGAAUACAUUGUGAAAUGUGUAAGUUUUAUAUCAUUAUGUACAGUAGCUUAAGCAACGUCAUAGUAUAGGCAAUGAUUUAUUUACUAUAGCGAGAAUAUACUGUAAUAUGUAAUAUUUGCCGUAGUAUGUUAUUUUAGAGUAUAAUUACUAUUAGGUUGUUCAAAUAAUUCUGUGCCCUUAUACAACUCAAAUUAUCGAGAUUAAGGGGCACAAAAUUAUGUGAACAACCUGAUACUAUAUAUUACAGUAUGUAGUAAACUCUUAUAUAUAUUACAGUAGAUAGUAAACCCUUAUCAUGAAAUAAUAAACUAUUAUAUAUAAAACCUUAUCAGUUAUUUCGUACUAUGAUACCAAAAUUUCUACAGUACCCCUCCCCCCUAAAUAACGGUACAUUUCAGCCUUCAAACGAGCCAUCACCAGCCUGGAGACCAUCUUUGCUACAGUCGAAAAGAACGUAGCCAAAUGCUUGUCCAAAGAGGAGAUGGGUACCAUUGAAGACAGUCAAGUAGUACCGUGUCAAUCAGUCAAAGUCGCUUUGGCUCCAGCUGAGAAGGCUGAGGACCAUGAGUGUGUCACAAGAUACGAAACUGACCUCAAGGCAUGCGAACAGAUCAGCCAAUGUUGUCCUAGCUUCAGCAAGUAAGUAUCAAUAUCAAGACAAAGGACUUUAAAAUUUUCAAAAAUUUUUUUAAAUUAAAAUUUUUUUUUAUUUUUAGGUAACAAAACUCACAAUAUUUAUUUCAGAUGCUACGAGCGUGCCAAAAAUGACAUUGGAUUGUCGCUGAAGGAAAGUAUUCUGACCAAAAAGUUCAAGGAAUGCCUGGCUAGUCCAGUCAAGAAGGGCUACUUGAACGACGCUAAACUGUUGAAGAAGCUCGAACGUUCAACCACCAAACAGACCACCGAAGCUCCAACGACCGUCGCUUCCACUGAAGCUCCACAAGCAUCGUCUGCAGCUCCAAAAGUCCAACAAGAUCAAGAACAAACUCAAGGACAAGGUCAGGAAGCUCAACAACAAGCUCAACAAUCCAAAUCAGUUGAACAAAGCCAAGAAGAAGCUCAACAACAACCUCAACAGCUUCAACAAGAGCCAGAGGAGAUCCCAGUCCAAGAGUCAGAGGCCAGCGACGCCGUAGACGAAGAUCGACCAGCCAAGAACAACGACAAGGACGUGGACUUCAAGCCAGACCAGAUGGACCUCAGCUUCUCGUUGGACAACAAGAAGAAGAAGGCCGAGGAGUGGGCGGCCGAUGAAGAAGACGACGACGAAGACGAGAUCAUUCAACUCCCAUUGCCUGAGGGCGGAUCUCAACUCUUCAAGAUCAAACCCAUCCUUCAGAUGAACCAGACCGAGUUGGACACCGUGGAGAAGUUGAGGGUGAAGACGGCCAUCAAGGAGUUGAGGCAAUCCAGGAAGAAGAACAUCCAGAACGACGUGGGAAAGAAGGAGGAAGACCUCUCCACUGAAAAGGUAUUUUUUGGUCGAUGUUUGGGUCGAAAGGUAGAAAAAAGAAAAGAAUAUUACCUAAAACAAUAUAAUGUUACCUAAAAAUACUUUUUAAUGCCUUUUUUAUGUGAAUUAUUACCUAAAUAUGCCUUUUUUAAUUGAUUUGUUACCUAAAUUCAAGAAACCCCUAUUUCAUACGUUUUAAAAUCGCAAAAGACAUCUGCAUCUGCUUUUCAAUCAAAUUUCGAUAUUCUAAAACAUCAAUUAGAUCUACUACUACAUCCCUUUUUCAGAAAGUGAUCCACAACAUCCUCUGCUCCCAAUUCUUGGAAUGUGCAGCUGUUGUAGAACAAUUCGAUGAUGAUUGUGAAUUGAAGUUCCCAGUUGAUAAGGAAUCUGUCAAUGGAAUUCCAAACCGUCACAUCAGAUGGCACUUCCUGAACACUUCCACGACUUCUGACGUCCAGAUCAGACAAACCUGCUUGAAGAACGUGGAUCCUAUUAGUCAGGCUCAGGUAGGUUGUUAUAAUUGUUGGAUUUAACUUUCCUAACAUUUUUAAAGAGCCACAUGAGGUUUUUCGCUUCAAUUUGUGGGUAUAGGAUAAUUUCCCACCAACUUGUUCAUAAUAAGAUGAUAUCUUUGUGGCUUUGACUCGUAAAUGAAAUUUUUAUGAAGAAUACUUUAAGAUAGUGAGUUAAAUUUGAUAAUCUUUAGAUCGAGGCCCUGCAGCAAGUUGUAAAUAAACAGAACGAAAAGUGCACUCGUGAUCGAUCAGUCGGACGCAAAUCAGCUGAAGUAAGUUUAUUAAGAUAACGCCAAAGUACAAGUUCGUCCUCAUUAAUUGUCUGGAGUCAUCAAAAAUACAGUAUAUAUACACACCAAAUAAGUUUAUAAGUAAUUCCGCCAAAGCCGCAACGGGUCAAGUGUUUCUUUCCCUCAAUUGAAAUAUAUAUAUAUAUUCACACUGGCUAUGUGUAUUGUAACCCUUAUAGAGAUACGGCCGUAUCUUUACAAAGAUGUAUAUACGGUAGAAAUAGUUAACACAUGUCUUUUACUGUAACUUUCAAAAACCUUUAUGGAUAGUAGCUACAGUAGUCGAUACAUGCAUUUUUAGUUUGAUGGCUGUGAGAACGUUGGCUUGGUCAACGAACUAGUCCUUCUGGCUCGCGUUCCAAUCGACGAAGACCCAAAACUGACAAACAGCGACAAACAACAGAAGUGCAAAGACAGACACUCGGAGUUGGGGAGAAGAUGUCGCGCUCUCAGAUCGUGCUGCCCAGACACUAUUGUGUAAGUUAACUAACAAUACUAAGGUAUUAUCCUUCCUCAAACACAUCUGAUCCUUAACUUUAGCUGUGACCAAACCAAUGCGAGCACUGAAUCGAGUGAAUUGAGAAAACUCAAGAGCUCGAUGAAGGCUGAACAAAGAUUGUGUGAAGCCAGACUUCAACGUAUCCAGAAAGCCGCUCAGUCUGGACUAGCUGGUUUAGCCGGUCUGAACCUUUAA
This is a messenger RNA of Bursaphelenchus okinawaensis, 3345 nucleotides long. The record is from the annotation of a GenBank genome assembly. NCBI's taxonomy places the organism in Eukaryota, Metazoa, Nematoda, Chromadorea, Rhabditida, Aphelenchoididae.